Molecule: messenger RNA, 2324 nt
Organism: Xylaria bambusicola
Lineage: Eukaryota; Fungi; Ascomycota; Sordariomycetes; Xylariales; Xylariaceae
Product: threonine ammonia-lyase
Exons: 3
Coding region: 549-2306 (585 amino acids)
Biological process (GO): L-threonine catabolic process
Molecular function (GO): pyridoxal phosphate binding; threonine deaminase activity
Source: RefSeq, a predicted model, not a curated record
CCGGUUAGUUACAAAUACCUACCUAAGGUAAGGAAGGUACAUGACACAGCAUGAUAACUCGAACUCUCAUGAGAUAUAUACUCCUUCAAACGGAAUAAAUCGUAGGUUGUUUGUUCUUUGAAUAGCAUCAGUUACCAGGAAAAAUGUAUAUGCCAACACUGUCGCCUUCCCAUGUGUCGAGUAUGUUUGACUUACAAGUCAAUCUGGAUAUAAGUACCUAAUUCGUCAGGUCCGAAUUUACCGUCCCAAAUCCUCAAUAACCAAAUGUACUCAAUACGCUAGACGGUUUGCUAGGUAGCCAGCCGAGCCAGCAUUCCAUCGCAACAUCUGACCACAUUGACGGUAAUACCUCGACUAGAAAUGCAGAAAGCUAUUGGCAAGGAUGGACCCGACAUCGGGCAAGUCACCGACUCAAGCUCGCGCGCCCCACCAAUAAAAGUUCCCGCCGUCGCGACGAGUUCACUUGGUCAUCAUCGCUGUUCAUCAUUUCGUUUCUAUCUUUCUUCCUUUGCCAUUCCAUGCGUUAAAGCCCGUCAAACUUGCCCAGCAUGGCGACCGUCGAGGGAGAAACUCCUACUAUGACCAAUGGCUCACACGACGGCGUCAAUGGCUACAGCAACACCAACGCCACUACCAACGGCCAUGUCUCUCGCACGCCAUCCCUCUCCGGCCUCUCUCUUACCGAGUACAGCGCCAACCCGACGCCCUCUUCCGAAGCAUCCUCAGCGAGUCGCAUAGCUGAAAUCAUACCGCCCGAAUUCAUCCUUCCUAACGGACACCCUGACUACCUCCGCCUAAUACUCACAUCGCGCGUCUACGAAGCCUGCAAGGAGACAUCUCUGACUACCGCUACGAAUUUGUCGAACCGACUAGAGUGCAAUGUGCUUCUUAAGAGGGAAGAUGAGCAGCCAGUCUUCAGCUUCAAGCUUCGGGGCGCUUACAACAAGAUGGCACACCUGGACCGCAACCAGAGCUGGAAGGGCGUCGUCGCUUGUAGCGCCGGGAAUCAUGCCCAAGGAGUCGCCUAUUCUGCUCGCCUUCUCAAAAUCCCCGCCACUAUCGUCAUGCCUAAGGGUACGCCGAGCAUCAAGCAUACCAACGUCGCGAGGCUAGGCGGUUGUGUCGUUCUCCAUGGCCAGGACUUUGACGCAGCUAAGGAAGAGUGUGCAAGACUCGAAGAACAUCAUGGACUAAUAAACAUUCCUCCCUUUGACGACCCCUACGUCAUUGCCGGCCAGGGUACCAUAGGCAUGGAACUCUUGCGGCAGACUAACAUCCAGAAACUCCAAGCCAUAUUCUGCUGCGUGGGUGGUGGUGGUCUUAUCGCUGGUAUCGGUGUCUAUGUCAAGAGGAUAGCGCCACAUGUCAAGAUUAUCGGUGUCGAGGCCGAAGACGCCAACGCCAUGGUUCAAUCACUACAGCGAGGCAAACGAGUCGUAUUGAAAGAGGUCGGUCUCUUUGCCGACGGCGCCGCCGUGAAGACAGUGGGCGAAGAGACAUUCCGCAUCUGUCAGGAGGUCGUCGACGAGGUGAUUCAGGUCAAUACGGAUGAGACAUGCGCCGCCAUCAAGGAUGUUUUCGAGGACACACGCUCUAUCGUUGAGCCUGCAGGUGCCUUGUCGCUAGCAGGCUUAAAGAAAUGGGUCGCCUCCAAUCCAUCCAGCGACCCUUCUCGUGGCCUGAUUGCCAUCACGAGUGGCGCCAAUAUGAACUUCGACCGACUUCGCUUCGUUGCAGAGCGUGCCACUCUUGGUGAAGGCAAGGAGGCCUUGCUAUGCGUAUCAAUUCCUGAGCGACCGGGCUCUUUUGCCGAGUUGGUCAACCACGUCAUGCCGCAUUCCGUCACCGAGUUCUCCUAUCGGUAUGCGACGGCAGAAAUGGCCAAUAUACUGAUGGGUAUCUCCCUACCUGCGGCAUCUGACAGGGCGCGAGAACUCCAGAACCUCAUGUGCCGUAUUACAGCUUCCGGCAUGACAGUAACAGAUCUCUCAGGUGAUGAAUUAGCCAAGUCGCACAUUCGAUACCUUGUGGGCGGGCGGUCUGACGUACCUAACGAACGGUUAUACAUGUUCAACUUCCCUGAAAGACCCGGCGCUUUAGAAAAGUUCCUCAAAACUUUGCAGCUCAAGUUUAACAUCAGUCUGUUCCAGUAUCGUAACGGCGGAAGUGACGUGGGCAAGGUGUUGACUGGUAUCCAGUGCCCGGGAGAUGAAGUAGGGGAUUUGGAGAAAUCACUCAAGGAAAUCGGGUAUCCUUGGGAGGAUUGCACAGAGAGUCAAGUGUUCAAGACGUUCCUCCGCAACUGAGGUGUAAUACAUAAUAUA